Toxoplasma gondii ME49 is the source of this 320-nucleotide messenger RNA. RefSeq lists its product as hypothetical. The record is from RefSeq and is a predicted model, not a curated record. Bases 51 to 320 code for a protein of 89 amino acids. The transcript has 2 exons. NCBI's taxonomy places the organism in Eukaryota, Apicomplexa, Conoidasida, Eucoccidiorida, Sarcocystidae.
GAUGCCUGAGGGUCUCACUGGAGGAAAGGACUGUCCGUCAGAGUUUUAACAUGAUGCCAUACAGACAUCUUCGUUGCAAUGAAGGGAGGACUUCGAUUUUGAUGAAGAAGCACGAUACCAAAACGCUGGGCUUCGGCGGACGAGAAUUCAGAAACCGGCACGUGGAGACUUCCGCUCGUACGCCACCCAUUCACGGACAGACUCUUGGUCAAGAUGCCUUACGGGAAUUGGCUACAACAGAGCGCGGUGGAGAUGCGCAUGAGGCGAAUGAGUUCGUCGCCCCCUGUAGGUUGCAGGUGAAUUCUACAAGCUCACAUUGA